Aegilops tauschii subsp. strangulata is the source of this 3529-nucleotide messenger RNA. RefSeq lists its product as uncharacterized. Lineage: Eukaryota; Viridiplantae; Streptophyta; Magnoliopsida; Poales; Poaceae. The record is from RefSeq and is a predicted model, not a curated record. Gene Ontology annotation, molecular function: protein kinase activity; receptor serine/threonine kinase binding; ATP binding. Gene Ontology annotation, biological process: protein phosphorylation.
GAAAAUAUUGCGCUGCCCCCUGUGCCCAGAUACUGACCUCUGCAUUUAUGUAUUUAUGUAUCUACUCAGCACAUCUCAUCUGUGCAUCAUUGCCGCCCACAAAAGACACAGCUCCCAGCAGCCGCCUGAAAUAGCAAGCUCUUCUUCCACCUAGCGCCGAGCUCCCUCCUUCUCCUGUCCAUCUCAGCUUCUCCUCUCAUCUUCGUGAGUUCUUGCUCCUUUGGCUGUCUGCUUUUCCAUUUGAUGAGAAUUCUUGGAGGGCGGGGACAAGAGAAGAAGUCGAAGUUCGGUUCAGCAAGGCGUGCGAGCAGAGUGGGAUCGAGUUGAGGAGAUAUCUGAGAGGUCUUCCAAAGCAAAAUCCAGGGCAAUACUAAAUACCCAUGUAACCAUUCUCUUCCAGAUUUGCCAACACCAAUUCUUGCAAUGAGAAUACACAUCAUAUUCUGUCUCCAACUCACCAUACUCUUGUCCCUCUCUGUGAGCUCAACCUGCCAAACUGAUCCCCAAACAGAGGCACUUCUCCAAUUCAAGGCCAGCUUAGCUGACCCUCUCAACUAUCUUCAGACAUGGACAAACGCCACGUCCCCGUGCCAGUUCCAUGGCAUCCAGUGCAACGCAGGCUUGGUGACUGAGAUCUCGCUGUCGAGCAUGAACCUCUCCGGUACGAUCUCGCCGUCCAUCGCCGCGCUCAGCGGCCUGGAGCGGCUCGAUCUGGACACCAAUUCGUUGUCAGGAGCUGUACCUUCUGAGCUGAUCAGCUGCACCCAGCUCCGGCUCCUGAACCUUUCCUGGAACACCCUGACCCGAGAGCUGCCGGAUUUUUCGGCGCUGACGGAGCUAGAGAGCCUCGACGUCGCGAACAAUGGCUUCUCGGGCCGGUUUCCGGCGUGGGUGGGCGACAUGACCGGCCUGGUGUACCUCAGCAUCGGCUGCAACAACUACGAUCAAGGGGAGAUGCCUCCGAGCAUUGGGAACCUCAAGAACCUGACGUAUCUGUACCUGUCGAACUGCAGCUUGAGAGGGGCGAUACCCGACUCCGUCUUCGAGCUGACCCUGCUGGAGACGCUGGAUUUGUCCCUGAACAAUCUCGCCGGCGAGAUCCCGAGGGCCAUCGGCAACCUCAAGAAAGUGUGGAAGAUCGAGCUGUACAAGAACAGCCUCACCGGCGAGCUCCCACCGGAGCUUGGCAGGCUCGCGGAGCUGCGGGAGAUCGACGUCUCCCGUAACCAGCUCAGCGGCGGAAUCCCGGCAGCAUUCGCCAAGCUCAAGAACUUGGAGGUGAUCCAGCUGUACCGGAACAACCUGUCCGGGGCGAUCCCGGCUGAGUGGGCCGAGCUCAGGUCCCUGAAGAGCUUCUCCGUCUACGAGAACCGCUUCACCGGCGAGUUCCCGGCGAACUUCGGCCGGUUCUCGUCGCUCGAAAGCGUGGACAUCUCCGAGAACGGAUUCGUCGGGCCGUUCCCGAGGCACUUCUGCAACGGCAAGAGCCUCCAGUUCCUUCUCGCCCUGCAGAACGGCUUCUCCGGUGAGGUCCCGGAGGAGUACUCGGAGUGCAAAACCCUGCAAAGGUUCCGGAUCAACAAGAACCAGCUCACCGGCAGCAUCCCGGAGAGGCUGUGGGGGCUCCCCGCCGUGACGAUCAUCGACGUAUCGGACAAUGGGUUCACCGGGACCAUAUCGCCGCUGAUCGGCGAGGCGCAGAAUCUGAACCAGCUCUGGGUGCAGAACAACAGACUCAGUGGCACGAUCCCGGCGGAAACCGGCCGGCUCGGGCAGCUCCAGAAGCUCUACCUGUCCAACAACUCGUUCUCGGGGACAAUACCCUCGCAGAUUGGGAACUUGGCUCAGCUGACGGCGCUGCACCUGGAAGACAACGCAUUGGGUGGCGCAUUGCCCGCUGAUAUCGGCAGCUGCUCCAGGCUCGUCGAGAUCGACGUCUCCCGGAACGAGCUCACGGGGCCGAUCCCCGCCUCGCUGUCGCUGCUGUCGUCUCUGAACUCACUCAACAUCUCACGCAAUGCCAUCACCGGGAUGAUCCCGGCCCAGCUUCAGGCGCUGAAGCUGAGCUCCGUCGACUUCUCGGCGAACCGGCUUACCGGCAGCGUGCCGCCCGGGCUACUCGUGAUCGCCGGCGACGAGGCGUUCGCCGGGAAUCCCGGUCUCUGCGUCCAUGGCUGGUCUGAGCUCGGCGCGUGCAAUACGAACGACCACCACAGGGACGGCCUGGCGAGGAAAUCGCUUGUCGUCCUGCCGGUCAUUGUGUCCGUGAUGGUGCUGCUUGUGGUUGGCAUACUGUUCGUGAGCUACAGAAGCUUCAAGCUCGAGGAGCAGAGGAGGAGGGACCUGGAGCGCGGCGACGGGUGCGACCAGUGGAAGCUGGAGUCGUUCCACCCGCCGGAGCUGGACGCCGACGAGAUAUGCGGCGUCGGGGAGGAGAACCUCGUCGGGUCGGGCGGCACGGGGCGCGUGUACCGGCUGCAGCUCAAGGACGGCGGCGGCACGGUAGCCGUCAAGCGGCUGUGGAAGGGCGACGCGGCGCGGGUCAUGGCCGCGGAGAUGUCCAUCCUCGGUACGAUCCGGCACCGGAAUGUCCUCAAGCUCCACGCCUGCCUGUCGCGCGGCGAGCUCAACUUCAUCGUCUACGAGUACAUGCCGCGGGGCAACCUGUACCAGGCGCUCCGCCGGGAGGCCAAGGGCGGCGGCGGCGAGCCCGAGCUGGACUGGCCGCGGCGGUGCAGGGUCGCGCUCGGCGCCGCCAAGGGGCUCAUGUACCUCCACCACGACUGCACACCGGCGGUCAUCCACCGCGACAUCAAAUCCACCAACAUACUUCUCGAUGAGGACUACGAGGCCAAGAUCGCCGACUUCGGCAUCGCCAGAGUCGCCGCCGGGAACUCCGAGGAGUUCAGCUGCUUCGCCGGAACCCACGGCUACCUCGCUCCCGAGCUCGCCUACUCUCUCAAGGUGACGGAGAAGACGGACGUGUACAGCUUCGGCGUUGUGCUGAUGGAGCUGGUCACCGGCCGGAGCCCGAUCGACGCGCGCUUCGGUGAGGGCAAGGACAUCGUGUUCUGGCUGUCGAGCAAGCUCGGCGCGCAGAGACUGGACGACGUCGUGGACCCGCGCCUCGCAGCGUCGUCCGCCAAGGGCAAGGAGGAGAUGCUCAGGGUACUCAAGAUCGCCAUGCUCUGCACAACCAAGCUGCCGGCCGGGCGGCCGGCAAUGAGGGACGUGGUGAACAUGCUCACGGAUGCCUGCGCGGGGUCGUGUAGCCCGCGCGGUAACCCGCCGGUGUGGAGCUGCAGCAAAAGCGCGCGCUGAAUUUUAGAGUAGACUCUGACUCCUGGGUACCACCGUCUUAUCUCUGUUUUUUUUCUCGACAUCAGUCUUAUCUCUGAUUUUGUAACCAAAUUCUGAUGUGAUCUUUGUGGUGUAUUAGUAGGGUCAUAUGUUUGCAGGUAUAUAUAUAUAUUGUAAAGUAUUUACGACCAUAUUUUGCGUGGAUAAUGAAGUGUUUUACACUUGAUGA